This is a messenger RNA of Colletotrichum higginsianum IMI 349063, 1128 nucleotides long. Its product is annotated as Alcohol dehydrogenase GroES-like domain-containing protein. Gene Ontology annotation, molecular function: L-iditol 2-dehydrogenase (NAD+) activity. Gene Ontology annotation, biological process: D-sorbitol catabolic process. The transcript has 2 exons. The record is from RefSeq and is a predicted model, not a curated record. NCBI's taxonomy places the organism in Eukaryota, Fungi, Ascomycota, Sordariomycetes, Glomerellales, Glomerellaceae. Bases 1 to 1128 code for a protein of 375 amino acids.
AUGUCUCCCUCCGCUGUUGACCCUCCUGCAUCCGUCGGCUCUGUCAAGCCGUCCAAGGCCAACAUUGGCGUCUUCACCAACCCCGCACACGACCUGUGGAUCAACGAGGCUGAGCCCAAGCUGGAAGCUGUUCAGGCCGGAGAGGGAUUGAAGCAUGGCGAGGUCACAGUGGCGGUCCGGAGCACCGGCAUUUGCGGGUCCGACGUUCACUUUUGGAAGCACGGAUGCAUCGGUCCCAUGAUUGUCGACGGUGACCACAUUCUCGGCCACGAAUCCGCCGGUGAGAUCCUCGCUGUCCACCCCAGCGUCACCCACCUCAAGGUCGGCGACCGCGUCGCCAUCGAGCCCAACGUUAUCUGCAACGCCUGCGAACCCUGCUUGACCGGCCGUUACAACGGCUGCGAGCAGGUCCAGUUCUUGUCCACCCCGCCCGUCCCUGGUCUCCUGCGCAGAUACGUCAACCACCCCGCCGUCUGGUGCCACAAGAUUGGCAACAUGACAUACGAGAACGGCGCCAUGCUGGAGCCUCUGAGUGUUGCCCUCGCCGGCAUGCAGCGUGCCGGCGUACGCCUCGGCGAUCCAGUCCUCGUCUGCGGCGCCGGCCCCAUCGGCCUCAUCACCCUUCUCUGCGCCAAGGCCGCCGGUGCCUGCCCACUGGUCGUCACCGACAUUGACGAUGGACGUCUGGCUUUUGCCAAGGAGCUGGUGCCCACGGCCAUCACGCACAAGGUCGGUCGUGGAACUGCCGAGGAGGAGGCCAAGCGCAUCGUCGAGUCCUUUGGAGGUGUCGAGCCCGCCGUGGCCAUGGAGUGCACCGGCGUUGAGAGCAGUAUCGCCUCUGCCGUCUGGGCUUCCAAGUUCGGUGGCAAGGUCUUCAUCAUCGGUGUAGGCCGUAACGAGAUCAACUUUCCCUUCAUGCGCGCUAGCGUCCGCGAGGUUGACAUCCAACUGCAGUACCGCUACUGCAACACUUGGCCCAGAGCCAUCCGGUUGGUUGAGAGCGGUGUCGUCGACCUCAGCAAGUUGGUGACGCACAAGUUCACGCUUGAAGACGCCCUCGGCGCUUUCGAGGCGGCCAGAGACCCCAAGUCAGGUGCGAUCAAGGUUAUGAUCCAGAGCCUGGACUAA